Messenger RNA from Scaptodrosophila lebanonensis, 555 nucleotides. RefSeq lists its product as uncharacterized. The coding region runs from base 1 to 537 and encodes 178 amino acids. The transcript has 3 exons. The record is from RefSeq and is a predicted model, not a curated record. Lineage: Eukaryota; Metazoa; Arthropoda; Insecta; Diptera; Drosophilidae.
AUGCACAGAUUUGAAAAGCGCGAGCUAACACGAGACUUUGACAUACGCUGGGUGCGUUGCAAUUGUACGCCCAUCGAUUUGGAGCGGAUUGCGAUCUUCACUUGCGGAAUCGAAGAGAUACCGAAGCGACAGGGAAACUUUCUCAACUCGCUGCUGGUGCUGGAGAACGAUUUGCACCGCUUCCUGGUCGAGGUAACUGUGGAGCUUCCAUUGCAACAGCGCCACCAGCGACAGCAAUUAUUCAAGGGGCGCAUCAAUGGCUGCCAACUCAUGGGAUAUCAGAGCAAGAGUCGGGUGCUAAAUGCGGUACUCAAGAAGCUCGUGCAAUCGGGAAACUAUCCCAAACAGUGCCCCCUGCUAGCGCACGUCAAUUAUACAUCGACCCACUUCACACUCAAUCCCGAUCACUUUCCACCGUACACGCCGGACAUGAAGUUUAUCACAAAAUUGGAAUUCUACGCAGACAAAAAUAUCCCCAGGGCCAUGUUCAAGGUGCUUGUCGAGGCGGAGGUGCUGCGUCGAUCGCCCCGACCAUGACGCAUUCGGAAGCAAUGU